GUUUCCGGUGACAUUUUUCGGUUGUUUGGCUUGCUGCACUUUUUGUAGCGUAAAAUAAUGUCUAAACGUAGAAAUCAGUUGGAUUCUGCGGAAAAGCGCCGCUCUUUGCAGAAUGUAGCUCUGGCUCGCGGUCGUCUCAAAGGAGCGCUUCAGCAUGUUGUCCCACAAAGUGAGAGCGAUGACACCGACGGGUCGGAUUCGGACGAACUGCAACAAAUGAAUCGUUCGUCAAAACGACAGAAAGUUUCAGCCACUGAUACCAUUCCCAUACCUCAUCAAUCGUACCUUAUGAAGUUGUUCGACCGCAGCGUCGAUUUAGCUAGAUUUGAUGAGUCCACGCCUUUGUAUCCUAUUUGCCGAGCGUGGAUGCAAAAUCAACCACGGCUAAAUCCCGAUCAUACCCAACUAACAGUUUAUCCAGUAAAACGAGAGAGAAACAACACAAUGGCUGAGCAAUACCGCUGUAAUGAAUUAAAGGAAGUUCGAACAAUGCCUAAGCCAGAGCCUGUCACUGGUGUUACAGCAAGCAGAUGUCCAUCACCAUUGGCCUGUCAGACAGAAGUUUCGAAGGCAAGAAUUGAUUUAGCAGCUUCCCCGCUAGCUAAAUCAACUUUAAUGGCGGAACAUUUGUUUCGCUGGGAACAGGUUCGCCGUAAGUGGCAAGAGCACGGAAGAAUAGUGGAUAGUCGCUAUAAUGCUAGUUUUGAAUUACUUGAUGCAUUGCUUAAGGCACGUAUAUAGAUGUGGCUGGUCGUGCUAAAGAUUUUGUUUUAUUGAACUAACGACGCAUACAAAUGAUGCAAAUUUUAAAUAAGAUAUUUCAUUUUUAAAUUAGGCGAACAAAAUUGAAGUUUUAUUACACUGGAAUCACACGAACAUCAUCGGCAAUGUAUUGCGACAUUUGCCCCUAUUUAGACUACCCCGAUUUACACGAUUAUCAGAGUCGAAUCUCGCACACGAUUUCGCUCAAGGAAAAUGUAGUGAAAAAAAGGGCAAGAAGGAAAAAGAAGUCAAACUUAUAAGUUGAUUAAACUAAAAGCCACUCUGCCCAUAAAUGACAAAUUGGCUAAUAUGCCACCGACAUGAACAUGAAAAAAAUGCAAUUUUAUUACUUUUUUGUGUAAAAGAUGUUUUACGCGGUAAUGGCAACCUGUUUAAUGUGCAUAUUACCCCUCAUACACACCGAAGCCACACCGUUGAGUUCCAACAGCGAUAGAUGUGGCCAAAUUCCCUCCGCCGGACGUUUUUAACGCAGU
Messenger RNA from Sabethes cyaneus, 1256 nucleotides. Its product is annotated as protein lin-37 homolog. The transcript has 2 exons. Gene Ontology annotation, cellular component: transcription repressor complex; Myb complex. The record is from RefSeq and is a predicted model, not a curated record. Gene Ontology annotation, biological process: negative regulation of transcription by RNA polymerase II. The coding region runs from base 58 to 741 and encodes 227 amino acids. Lineage: Eukaryota; Metazoa; Arthropoda; Insecta; Diptera; Culicidae.